Molecule: messenger RNA, 339 nt
Organism: Aphanomyces astaci
Lineage: Eukaryota; Oomycota; Saprolegniomycetes; Saprolegniales; Verrucalvaceae
Exons: 1
Coding region: 1-339 (112 amino acids)
Source: RefSeq, a predicted model, not a curated record
AUGGUGCUCCAGUCUAUGCGGCGGGACUUCGAAUUGAAGACACUCCGAGGGACGGCGGGGGUGCUGAACGCGUAUCUGCAAACAACGGAUGGCUUUGACGCGUUCUCGAUGUUUGCCAAGUCCGAGUUUAUGGUCGAAUUUGUGUUUGGGUGGCGCGCCAUCAUGGAUUACCGCACCGAAGCCCCCGGCCACCCCUCCGCCAUGGACAUUUACAACCAGUUCAUUGCCCCCAAUUCGCCCUAUCCGCUGGACAAUGUGAUGAAAGGGACGAUCUUGAAGCGAUACGCCAUAGCGUUUGAAAGCAACAGCAAGUACAGGGUCCGCCCCAACCAUUGUUGA